Molecule: messenger RNA, 1184 nt
Organism: Penaeus vannamei (Pacific white shrimp)
Lineage: Eukaryota; Metazoa; Arthropoda; Malacostraca; Decapoda; Penaeidae
Product: larval cuticle protein LCP-17
Cellular component (GO): chitin-based extracellular matrix
Molecular function (GO): structural constituent of chitin-based larval cuticle
Source: RefSeq, a predicted model, not a curated record
AUGUUGAUGGUACAGAUCAUCCUACAUAUUCGACUGCGUGAGGCAAGCAAUGUGCAAAGUUCUACAACAACAUAUGCUGUCCAGACCAGCCGCGAGUUAACCAUCAGUGUGCCAGACAGCUUUCAAAAUCCUGAGUUGAAAGAUUGUGAGAUCUUUCGGACGACUCCUUUUGGGAGGGAGACCAAGAGCGGCGGUCGCCCUUCCAGUCUCGACCACAGGGCCAGGAUUCGCGCUCCGGGCACUGGCACUCACGCUCUGACACCCACGGUCCGCAGCCGCAUGCGUCACCGCUGCACUGCUUCGGCCGCAACAUUACGAAAGCGAGUUAUUUUGAGACAAGUGAAGUGCCACCGCCGCACCUGCUGCUCGGAGGAAGCGGAGAGGUGCAAGGGGGCGCUAGUAUAUAUAGGACAGACUCCUUCUGCUUCUUCACCACAGUGCUUUCAACGUGCAACGGCAACAAAGGACGUCAGCAUGUCAGGCUUCACACUCUGCAUUACCCUCCUCGUGGCAGCCACCCUGGCCGCCGGGGACGUCAGGUACCCCGCCGCCCCCAGCUACGCGGCGCCCAUCCCCAUCCUGAAGGACGACCGCACCCAGAGCGCCCACGGCGACUACAGCGUGGACUUCGAGGCGGCCAACGGCAUCGCCCGCCAGGAGUCCGGCAGCCAGAGCUACGGGCAGGCGGCGCAAGGCGGCUGGAGGUAUACCUCCCCGAGGGCCAGCAGGUAGACAUCGCCUUCGUGGCCGACCAGGGGGGUACCAGCCCCAGGGAGCAGUCAUCCCCGUCCCCCCUCCCUCCCUACACCCGGUCGGACCACUGAGGUUGCCGACAGGAAUUCCUCGACAUUUGACUUGAGAUUCCGUCGUGUGGCUUCGCUCCGACUCUCCCUUCAAAGAAUAAGCCCAUUACUCCUUCAGUUCUAAAAGUCUUGGAUUUCUCAGAAACAAACAUAAUAUAUGGGUUAUAUUUCGCCGCCUUCUUUCUGUUCGUUAGUCGAUGAACUAGUUAUUUUUGCAAACGAUUCUGCCUCAACUACGCGUCAGAGAUGCAGGUCCAUUUCUGGGAGGUUUUCUGUCAGGAUUGCUGGAUAAUUGCAAUAAUGUCCUGCGUUAAUAUUUCUUUAUUGAUGAUAUAUUGCGGAUGUGCUGGUUGCAACUGCUUGAAAUAAAUGCACGUUAGA